AUGGCAGACAUUUACACAAAGGGAAUUUUUGAAAUGUUUGAGCGCGAGGAUUUCCAAAGCCUUUUAUGCUUCUUAGAACUUGUAAAGGAAGAUGAUACUCACUGCAGGUACAAAGUAAAUGAGAGGGUAGAGCCGGGAGUUACACGUAUAAAGGAGCUUGUGCAUGAUAAAGAUGCUGAUCAAGCUUACUGCAGUUGCCAAGGAUUCGAAUUUCGUGGUAUUCCAUGCCGACACAUCAUAUCAUUUUUAAGAAUGAAGCAGGUUCAAUAUUUGCCAGAGAAGUACAUAUUGAAAAGAUGGAUGAAAAGUGCGAAGUCCGGUGUAGUUUUUGAGAAUGAUGGCAAAGAAGUUAAAGAUUGCGUUGAUGGUUGUAUUUUGGUUAAGAGAUCGACCAUGUGCAAAGUUGCAGCCAAUUUGAUUGAUUCUGCGUUGUUGUCCGCUGAAGGUUCUGAGCUGCUCCAAAAAACAUUUGAUGGAAUUCGUGGUAAGCUGAUUAGGUUGGCAUCUUCAGGAGCUCAUGUUGAAGAAUCCAAUGAAGAAGGGGGAACUAGUUCACCCCAAGUAAGAAUCAAAGAUCCACACCAAGUAAAAUCAAAAGGUUGUUCAAAAAGAGUUAAAGGACGGCAUGAGAAGGAAGCAGAACGACGUAAACGUCGGUGCACUGUGUUUAUGAAGAUUGAUCAUGAUAGAUGGAGAUGUCCAAGACUUGCAAGCCCCUCUUCAUCUUCUGAUGUAGACGUUUCUGCUCCAAUUCCUGAGAAUAUGCAGCAUACUCAAGAGCACACAGAAUGA
Molecule: messenger RNA, 792 nt
Organism: Prunus avium (sweet cherry)
Lineage: Eukaryota; Viridiplantae; Streptophyta; Magnoliopsida; Rosales; Rosaceae
Product: protein FAR1-RELATED SEQUENCE 5-like
Molecular function (GO): zinc ion binding
Source: RefSeq, a predicted model, not a curated record